This is a messenger RNA of Parathielavia appendiculata, 1388 nucleotides long. RefSeq lists its product as uncharacterized. Gene Ontology annotation, molecular function: RNA binding. The transcript is spliced from 2 exons. Lineage: Eukaryota; Fungi; Ascomycota; Sordariomycetes; Sordariales; Chaetomiaceae. The record is from RefSeq and is a predicted model, not a curated record. Gene Ontology annotation, cellular component: nucleoplasm. Bases 98 to 973 code for a protein of 291 amino acids.
ACUUUCCUGACUCGAGCAAAUCACUUCAAAACGUCUGCAUAAAAUUGCAACAAGCAACCCAAUAUCCCACGCCUUCCUUGCAUAUCAACGAUUCAACAUGGCGGCCACCGUCCACGUCAAGAACAUUGGCGGCGAGACCGAGGACAAGGAAGUUAAGGACUUCUUCAGCUUUUGCGGCAAAAUCGCCUCCAUUGAGAUCAAGCCCGAAGGCACCACCAAGUCUGCCACGGUAACUUUCGAAAAAGAGACCGCCGCCCGCACCGCCCUCCUCCUUAACCACACAAAGCUCGGCGGCAACGAGAUCACCGUGACUGGUGAAUCCGCCGACGCCCCACCUCGCGACACCUCCUCCUCCUCCUCCGAAACCACCACCACGCGUGACACGGCCGAGCUGAGCCAAGAGGAGAAGCCCCGGUCGCGUAUCCUAGCUGAGAUCCUCGCGCACGGCUACCUGGUGGCCGACCAGGGCCUGCAGACGGCCAUCAAGCUUGAUGAGCAGCACAACAUCUCGUCGCGGUUCGUCAGCACGCUGCGGCAGCUCGACGAGCGCACGCACGCGAUCGACCGCGCCCGCGCCGCCGACAGCAGCUACGGCAUCUCGCAGCGCGCGACCAACCUCUGGAACGGGCUGUGGUCGUACUUUGAGAGCUCCAAGGACACGCCCACGGGCCGGAAGAUUGUCAACUUCUACACGUCGGGCGGGAAGCAGGUGCAGGAUAUCCACAAUGAGGCGCGGCGGUUGGCCGAGCUGAAGAAGCAGGAGGGCGGCGGUAGUCUGCUCCAGAGCUUGGGCCUGGACAAGGUUAUGGGCCGGUUCCAGUCGGCCAAGGAGGGUGAGUCGAGCAAAGGUGGUGCUGCUGGCUCGGAGAAGAAGGACAUUCCUGGUGCUGCGCCGGCAGAUGCGGCAAGAACUGAGUCGGCGGAGAAGCCUACUGCUCAGUCCGGGGUGGGCAAUCCUGAGACGAUUCACUAAGUGUGCUGUCUUGAUGGAGGUUGAGAUCAUGAAUUCAGUGUGGUUUUAGCUUUCCCAUGUAUCUGCUCGGUGGCUUGGGUUUGAGGCUUUCAUCUCAUCCUAUUGUUGUUCAUGAAUUUGAAGCCUCGAGUAGCGGUCCAGGAACUCUGAAUGAGCAUGCUUUUUUUACGUCGUGGUUUCGGAGUGCUCAAUUUGCUAGAUCCUUUCGCAUCAGCCCCAUCGUAUCCUUCAAUGUAUCUCCCAAGCAGGCACCCCAAAUUGCCCAAUCAUUUCUCCUUCCUUUUGGAGCAAAUACCACGUCGGAUCAACUGCGAUGCGAAGCUUCAGACAUCCGGCAUGGAUCUCAGUUGAGACCACAACAGCCGAUUUCAAGAAAGGGUUCACGGCCUUUUCCUACCGAGAACAUAUGAUUAGG